Messenger RNA from Emiliania huxleyi CCMP1516, 312 nucleotides. RefSeq lists its product as hypothetical. Lineage: Eukaryota; Haptophyta; Isochrysidales; Noelaerhabdaceae. The record is from RefSeq and is a predicted model, not a curated record. The transcript has 4 exons. The coding region runs from base 1 to 312 and encodes 103 amino acids.
AUGGACACCCUCUGGGGCCCCCGCGCCGGCCCAGAGCCUGAGCGGUGGCUUGCGAUGCGAACCGGCUGCGCAGCUUCCUCGGCGAUGGGUGCUGCGAGCGUCGAGCGAGUCGCCGGACUACCCAGCGUUCUGCUGCCCGUGGGCGGAAUGUACUGUUGCGAGGCGCCGCUGGUCGGCGGCGCGCGCCUUCUCGCUGUGUCGGCGCGCCGGGCUGCGCUUUGUGGCGAGCGGCGCCAAGCGCACCAGUCACGUGCGUCACCGACAGCGCCACACCACUGCAUCACGUGCCGCGAGGAAAGCUGCGUCGCGUGA